GUAAACGUCACUUCGAGAUAGGGUCCUCUCCUCUAAAAUGUACUGGCUUUUGCGGGGCGGCGUGACAGGGAUCAUUAGUGCCGUCGCGGCUGUUGGCUUACCUUCGGUGCAUGGGAUGCUUUCUCUUUCUCGCAUCCUGUGCGCUGUGUCUCGCUCUUCCUGCGCUCAACCGUCUUCUUGGGCGUGUCUCCUGCACAGUAACAACAGAUCUGCGGCCGCGAUUGUUGCUCUUCUCUGUCAGUUUCGACUUCGAAUCUACAUUCUUCGCUCUCACUGCAUUCCUGGACAUUUGCUGCCUUGCUAGAUGAGCCAAACUGGCUUGCCACACCAUGGACGCUCGCCAGCCUGCGCCGCCGUCCACGCGCCCGCCGGACCGCCAUCUGAUCCAUAAUCCAAACCACCAGCCGCCGACCGCACACGCCUAUCCUGGCUAUCCUCCGUCGACACAACCGCAGCAGCCGCAGCAACCACAGCAGCCGCUGCACGUACCCUUCGCGACCUCGACCGAUCCGUACGCGACGUCUCGACGCGAUCCUUUUCUCCCGCAAGCCUCGCAUCACGCACGGCAGCGCAGUCAUGGAGCACCAGAGGGCGCGUCGCAAGCACAUACUGAGAGAAAUGGCGGCUGGGGAAACACAGUGCGCAAUCACGGGAGCUUGUCCUAUGGAGCUCAUAGCAUGCAUCCUCAAUCUGGUCCUCCAUCGCAGCCAUCUAUGAGUGCGUCAGGUCCUCCGUCAGGCCCGUCGCCGUAUGCCUUUGACGCGGCGCGCAGACGUUCGUUGAACGCUCCCUCCCACGAGCCUCCAUCCUUUGCACGACCCCAAAUGCCGCCGCCGUCGUCGCCUCCACAGCAGCAGACGCAUCCAUCGCAAUCGCAACGACCCCCGUACGCGUCAAAUUUCGGUGCUAGCAGAGAGCUGCCUGGACUCGGUCAGGCGCAUCGGCCGGGCAGCAGCAUGUCCAUCUCAUCCCUCAUCGGUGGAGGUGAUGCAGGUGCUUCCGCCCAGGCGUCACAGUCACAGACGUCACCUCCCACGAACGCCUCGCUGCCCAACAACCAUAGCAUGCAGCCACCUUCGCCCAGACGCGCUUUCCCAUCUGGAGCACGAUCAGACUUUGCUCCUUUCCGUCGACAACCAUCCCCUGACAGGUCAAUGCAUGGUAGCAACGCCUCAAGAGCAUCUGAGGGGCAUAAUUUCUCCGCUGGCUCACCACCGACCCGGCCGUACAGCAACCAUGGCUCGCCCAACCUAGGCCAGCAGUCCCUCCCACCUUCGCACCAAGCCUACAAACCCUCAGUGUUUCCGUCGCAAGGUCUCUUCGGACCUUCGCCAAAUGACCCUCUAGCUCGAGAUGCCCGUCAACCCCCGGGCAGCGUUCCACCCCGCCCCAAUAGCCAGCCAAAUGGGCCUGCAGGUCCAGCCGGACGAGAGGGAGCGUCGCUCUACGAUGCAUUGAGAGGGCGUCGUAGUGCUUACGGGCCACCUGAGGAGCGACGCCGAACACUGGGGGAGCAGUCGAGACCUGAUGCAGCAGAACUUCUGCGAGGAAUUGGUCAAGGUGUGACAGACAGGAACCGACCUGUUACCGUACACCCUGUCUCGCAAUCCGCCUUCGAUCCACCGCGGGAACAGCAUGGUGCUACUGCUUCGAAUGAGCCCUCGCGCAGUCUCUGGCAACCAUCGGCGCCCAGCGAGCCUUCCCGUGAACCUGCUGAGACUCAUCGAGAGGAACCGUCAGCACUUUAUCGCAGUUACGGUACCUACCCACCUCCUGUACCGGGUCCUCCACGUUACGGACCCCCAACGUUGAGCGAGAUGGCGCCACGACGGAGCUUGGAUCAAUUGAACAAUCGCGUAGUCGAGCAGUACCAUGCGCCGCCUACCUCAGAUCCCAACUCCAAGGAACGCCAUCAAACAGAGCCACUCACCCGCUCCUUCUCUUCAGGCGGAAGCUCGUACCCAGGAAGAUCUAUGUACGGAAUGGGCGAGCCAAUGCAGCAUUCGAAGUCGCAUAUCGGUUUGGGGCUGGAGGAGAGCAGGAGGACAGGCCGCGCCUCUCCGUUGCCACAAGCUGUGCAGGGUGCACAGGCACCGCCUUUCAUGACGGGCAAAGAUCCUGGUAUCAAGAGCGAAUUCGGGCGCAUGUUCUCCGGUCUCGGCGGUCUGGGAUCGUCGACACCAUUGCGCGGAAGCCCAUUGCCUCAGAACGGCCAAGAUGGACAAGAGCUUGGCGAGAUGAUGAGGAGGAUCAGCUCACAGCAGGGUAGGAAGCCAAAGAGAGUAAAGGAUGAAAGCAAUGUCUUCGACGAUGACAGCAAUGAUGGAAGAGGAACCCCGACAGGCGUUCGAGGUACUAAACGCAACAAGCACGCUCAUCCUCUUGGCCACCACCAUCAUCAUGCGCCACAUCACCAUCAUCACCAUCACCAUCACCACCACAAUGACGACUUAGCCUCAACCGCAUCGGCGACCGUAAGUGGACGGCAGUCAAGCCUGCCUCAAAGUGGUCCAGCGCAGCCUGUGCACCACCAUCACCAUGUUCAAGGCACACCACACCAUCAUCAUCACCACCACACACCUCGUGUAGCACCUCUAACAGCAAAGUUACCUCCGAAGGUUCACGACGUCCAGCCUGUUCUCGAGGAAGCCGCCAAACUUCCCCGCAGACAUCUUGGAUCCCACGUAUACGAAGCCACUACUGACCUACCAAGACCAAACUCAUCGUUGGAUGAUCAAUUUGGAUACGCAUCCAAGCCCAAUCGGCUGCCUAGGUUCGAAAUAAACCCCAUCAACUGCACCUUUACCAUCAGAGUGCCGCGAUUCUAUCUGAGACCUCGACAGAGGCAACAUAUCGUCCUGGAACGGCAUCUAUGGGGUGCGCGUGUCUAUCGCGAUGACUCGGAUCCAAUCGCGGCUGCAAUACACUCUGGCUGGAUCCGAGGAGAAUGGGACGAUACUGUUGAUGUCAGCAUGCUCGACCCACGCAUCACAGCGCCCAACGACCCGAGUGAUGCCGAGGACACACUCAACAAGGUCCCUGCGGCUCCGGUAACGCCUCCUGCGGACAUGGAUCUUCAAAUCGAGAUCCUCAUAUUACCGCAACUGCAGGAGUACACCUGCUCUGUAGAGUACGGCAUCUCAAGCCGGCAGAGCAGAGGACAUGAUGGCUUGAGCUUCAUGAUCAAUAAGAUCAGAUGGGUCGAGGAAGGUAUCGGCAGCCGUGGGCAAGAGCGAACAGCAGCGGCGCUGAAGCGUAGACUUGACGCAAGCGCAACUCUUCUGGCUCUCAUGAACGGCGGGGACGAUCUACACCGUGUCAACGGCAUGGCGAAGCUGCACGCCUAAUCACGUUUUUCCAAGUUUGUAACGGCCAUUUUUUUUUUCUUUUGGAUAUAUUGCAUUAAGUAGCGUCCGUUUCUCAGCAUCGUAAGAUUGUAUCAUUAGGACGUCCGUUUGAGCAUUGCUAUAUACCCGUAGUUUUAUGGCCCUGCCUUUAGCGCAAGGCGCGCAUAUGUAUGGAUAUCUGGUAGAAGCUAUAUGAGCAAUCUAAUGUUUGACUUUGUACAC
This is a messenger RNA of Macroventuria anomochaeta, 3569 nucleotides long. RefSeq names its product Rxt3-domain-containing protein. Bases 330 to 3347 code for a protein of 1005 amino acids. The record is from RefSeq and is a predicted model, not a curated record. The transcript is spliced from 4 exons. NCBI's taxonomy places the organism in Eukaryota, Fungi, Ascomycota, Dothideomycetes, Pleosporales, Didymellaceae.